Messenger RNA from Aureobasidium musti, 1911 nucleotides. Lineage: Eukaryota; Fungi; Ascomycota; Dothideomycetes; Dothideales; Saccotheciaceae. The record is from the annotation of a GenBank genome assembly.
AUGUCGAGCGAACCCGCAUCUCCCGCCUCGGUCGACCCACAAUCACACUUGCAACAAGAGAUCGAGGACCUCAAGGACAAAAUCAAAGAUCUCAAAGAAAAACUCGCUCAGCGAGACGACAGUUUCGCCUUCUAUGAAAGAUCGAACCAAGAACUGCAAACUCAAAGAACACGAAGAAACGCAACAGGAAAACAAAAAUUACGUCGUCAAUCUUCGCACUUCGAAGAUAUUGUCAAGGCCAAUGAAAAGGAACUCAGAAACCUUCCAGAGUUGGAAAAGGCUAUUGAAGACAGGGAAGCUGAAGUCCGCAAUUUCACUGCAGAGUUGGACUUGACGAGAACAGAACGCGAUGACAAGAUUACAGAGACCAAGGGUUUGGAAGGUGAUAUCGCAGACUUGAGGCAAGAGCUGGAGACCAAGGAUGAAGAACUCGACACCUUGCAUGAGAAACUCAACAUCUUUGAACGUCACAUCACUAUCAGCAAGGAUCUUCCUGCUGAAGAGCUCGAUGAUGUGCUCUAUGAGUUUAUGGAGAAGUGGUCUGCUAUGCAGGCUGAUGGUCGUAUCCCUUCCAAGAAGAACAAGCGCGCUUCAAUCAGUGGCAUGAACCUCGCCGAUGAGUUCGAAGCUCUCAGCGAUGAUGGCUAUGACUCUGAAGAUGGAGGAUAUGCAUCUGACGAUCGCAGCAUCCGAAGUAUCAUGUCUGAGAGACCUGCAAAGAAGAAGCUCCAACAAACGCUUGGAAUGUCGGAAGUAAAGUCUGUCGCUAUCCAUCCUUCGGUCAAAAAGCCUGUGGAGAUGGUUUCUGCUGGCACUCAGAUGAAAACUCAAACAAGCCCUAUCGCAUCGCCGAAGAAGACCUUGUCACAAGUCAUCAGCAAUGGUGUCCAAACCAGCCCAAUUGCCGCUUUGAUUCAGAAAUUCACCCCUACCAUGGUCAAUGCUCAGACAAGUCCCGUACCUCGCAAAUCUUUCGCCGAGUUUCUGAGCAAUGGAGUUCACACAAGUCCAGUCGCUCCUGCUGCGAGAGAACGUGAGCCUCUCUCCGAAGUCAUGACGAGUGGUGUCCAGACUAGCCCAAUCACUCCUGCUGCAAAGGAACAACAGUCAUUCUCUGAAGCAAUGACGAGUGGAGUUCAGACGAGUCCAGUAGCUGCUUCUAAGACUAAGGUCGCUUCACUUCUCCAGUCUUUUACAUUCUCGGGGACAAGCAGUGGAGUCUCGACGAGCCCAAUUGCUCCGUCUCCAAAGACUGCAGUUCCUGCAACCACGAAUAUCAAUAAUCAGACAAGUCCAAUAGUCUCUUCUCCUUCCAGUAUCCCACUUCCACCAAGUCCGGCUUCCAACUCUCCCAUCACCAGCAAGCCAACCGCCUCAAACAAAUCUCCAUUAUCGAAUGAGAUUACCGAGGAGCAACUCACAGUCAACGAUCCCUUACCUUCUCAGCCAGGAAAACCAUCCAAAGUCAACACUCUAAACAUCAAACGUCCUCGCGUACCAACAAAAGACAUGUCACCCCAAGCCCUCUCGCACUACAAAGUCGUUACCGCACCUUCAACCACCAAACCUUCUUCUACUUCCUCUUCCAACACAUCUCCUGAACUCGACAUCCCCGCCCUCCUAACCACCUUCUGCCGCAACAUCGCCAUCGACGCUUUCCAAUACUGGCGCCUCAUCCUUCUUUGUGUGUUAGCGUCUUACAUUGGUUCUUUACUAGCCGCCGCCUCUGGAGAAUAUUCCUGGGCACAUGCCAAUGGGUAUGCACCUGAGAACAGAUAUUUCUUUGUUGCUGGCAGUGUGCUUAGACAGUUGUUUGGGAUACUCUGGGGGUUGUUGGGUUGGGUUUGGUAUCUGGUGUUUGGGGGUUGGUUUGUGGGUGCAGGUGUUAGGUUGCCUUUGUCGCCUGGGUGA